Molecule: messenger RNA, 531 nt
Organism: Penicilliopsis zonata CBS 506.65
Lineage: Eukaryota; Fungi; Ascomycota; Eurotiomycetes; Eurotiales; Aspergillaceae
Exons: 5
Coding region: 17-481 (154 amino acids)
Biological process (GO): removal of superoxide radicals
Molecular function (GO): copper ion binding; superoxide dismutase activity
Source: RefSeq, a predicted model, not a curated record
CCAUCAAACCGUCACAAUGGUCAAGGCCGUCGCUGUUCUCCGGGGUGACUCCAAGAUCACCGGCACUGUCACCUUCGAGCAGACCUCUGAGAGCGCCCCUACCACCAUCUCCUGGGACAUCAAGGGCCACGAUGCCAACGCCGAGCGUGCCUUCCACGUCCACCAGUUCGGUGACAACACCAACGGCUGCACCUCUGCCGGUCCUCACUUCAACCCCUUUGGCAAGACCCACGGUGCUCCCACCGACGAGGAGCGUCACGUCGGUGAUCUGGGCAACUUCAAGACCGAUGCCGAGGGCAACGCCGUCGGUUCCACGCAGGACAAGCUGAUCAAGCUGAUCGGUGCCGAGAGCGUUCUGGGCCGCACCCUCGUCGUUCACUCUGGUACUGACGACCUCGGCCGUGGUGGCCAUGAGGAUUCCAAGAAGACUGGAAACGCCGGUGCUCGCCCUGCCUGCGGUGUCAUUGGUAUUGCCGCAUAAAUUAACGACAGUCUGAUAGUCUGAUUGAAUGAAUUAAUAUCCCUAUCAUA